Molecule: messenger RNA, 2748 nt
Organism: Talaromyces stipitatus ATCC 10500
Lineage: Eukaryota; Fungi; Ascomycota; Eurotiomycetes; Eurotiales; Trichocomaceae
Exons: 8
Coding region: 1-2748 (915 amino acids)
Source: RefSeq, a predicted model, not a curated record
AUGCCGCGAUUUCGAGAUCAUUUGGGCAAAGCAAAGCCGAGCAUGCAGAAUACACCAAACAUCAUCCGCACUUUGGCUAUAUGGCAACAGCCAGAGUUUGCUGAUGUCUCAGUGCCAGACGAAGACGACGACUUUGUUCAUGGAUUCGACGCGUUUGUGGAUCAGGUUAGCCAACCGGCGAGAGAGCAUGCGAUUAGAUAUAACCAGGCACGCUCUGCGAAAAAGGAGCAUACUCCUACCAAACCGUCAACAUACAUAUCUUCCCUACAGGAAGCUGCAGUGGACCAAAAGGCCGAGUACACCGGCUCAAAGAUCAAAUCCUCUAUUCGGCAGACCAUCAGGGAUAUGCCGACUUUUACCGGGAUAGAAAAACGAGCACAGAUGUUGCUACAGGCAGCGGGAUUCCUUGACAUUGAAAAACUGAUAGAAAGUCAGCCAACAAACAAGAAAGAAAGGAGACCGGUCGUUCCUCAGUUGGAAUUUUCUCCAGACAGGCCACUUGACUUCUAUCCCAUGCAUUGCGCCAACGCUCAAUGCAACACCAUCAUCACUGGAAGCAUGUUUACAUCCGACAACCCCAAGGAGGCCCGUGUAAUCUGUGAAGAUUGCUACCUUCAUUUCUUCUACGGGAGGGAAUCAUACAUGUGUCCUUGUCAACGGGUUCCUCAUUUUGAUAAAGACAACAAACCCCUACCACUAUUUCCGGUUGACCGAAAUGCUCCACAUGACAGGUAUAGACUGGCCACAAACGGGGUAACUUGCAAACUCUGGACCCUCGACGAUCGCGUUGCCAUUGCAAAGUAUAACGCACUUCGAACAGCAGCAGGGCUUAAAGAAACCAAGAAGGGAAUAAAACCGACUUCUGCUGUUCAUACAAUGAUCAUGCUCGACAACACCCAGCCCCAGGGAAAUUCGGUUUUUGAGAUUUUCAGAAAAUCGUCAAAGGCUGGACAUGAGCGUUCCGAGCAGGUGGUACCCCCCUUGACGAGCUUGACUAACGUCGUCACCAACCCGAAAGCGGACCCGGAUGUUCCAAUGUUCUUUAAAGAAUACGUUGAUGAGAAUCCUUUUGCAAAUGUCCAUAUGAAACUCCGUGUUGGACCGCUGAUUAUCGAAAAUGGUAUAUCCGAGGGUGCUCUUGUCACUUUGAGGGAGGCUCCCGUCUUUCAUCAGCGUCUGAGUCUCUCUGACAAGGGAAAGCAAGGUCUUAUUGUGAUAGGCUCCGAAAAACAAAAAGUAUGGAAACAUAUUCAACCAGUCCAACGUUUGACGAACUACAAAGCGGUCAUGAAACAAGUUGUCGGCGCCCCUUUCAGCGGUCUCUUGCUAGAAGACGAUGAGCGUGCAAUGAUUGGCGAUGUUAUUUAUGCGAGUCAAUCACUAUCUGGGACAGGGACAGAUCUCAAAGACCCACUUGAACGACUACUAAAGAAUCUUAUGAGAAUUAUAGGCACUCGCGUGAAGAUAUACCUCAGCAGUAUAGCAGAACGACUUUUGAGUCCAACCACGCGCCUCUCAUGGAAUUCCAUGCACAACAAUUGCCAACAAUUUUGCAACUCGCUCAUCGACCACAACAUCUUCCGGCCUUUGAUCAGCGACUUGGUCGAACCUCUCUACCUCAUGAGCUUCCUCUGCCCUGACGAGGGCUAUAUGCGGCCGAUAGUUCACAAGUUCAGCGUCCCAUCUGGACUGACACAGGAUUACAUUUCGCAAUUCUACUUUGGUCGUUCCGAUAAGGAAGCCGACAUUAUCGAUACAUACCAGGAAUAUUGGUACGAUUGGGGCGCCUUCGGAGGGCCCAUAUACAAAUAUCAAAAUAUUUUCCCUGGGACUGCACCGAGGCUUAUGGUCGAUAUCCGACACGUUGCGGUAAUUGUAAUCUGUCCAAACACGUCUGGGCAUUUCCGUUUGAUUCCUGGUCUAUGGUAUCGCAUCACCUUACUCGCGAUCAACACAUUUUCCACAGAGCCUACCCCUCAAUCCUGGAUGCGCAAUCGACUCAACGUUUUAAGUGCAUCAACAAGUCUUUACCGCGGCGCAGUGGCCAUGGCCAUAACAGCCAUAUUCCGUUCUGCAACAGCUUGGCUAUCACCAUCCUCAAAACUAGGAACAGAACUGUCCUCUCGAGAUCCAUAUCUAGCACGCGUCAAGAUAGGCGGAAUCCACCGUGCUCAACCUUUCGGUCAUCUCCUCUUCGAUGCUAAGAAACAAACUACAUUUUUCCAGGCGGAAUGGGCAUCGAGACCGUUUUAUCAACAAGUUGAGGCUUAUGAAUCUGCGCGAGAAGAGUGUAUCAAACUUUCUGAUGUUCCAGGACUGAAUGUACCUCCUCCUCCAUCAAAAGCAGAGAAUAAAUCCGGCUCUCCCUCUCAACGCAACGAACAAGUGGCAAAUACAGUAGACAUCAACGAAAUUUACGCAGAUGCAGCACUCACAAGCCGUAAUGCCACAAGUUGGAGUGCGGGUUGUGCAGUGGAGUGCGGAUCGAGUUGUGCCUCUGGAUGUGGGAAUAGUAGUUGUGGAGGUGCCGCGGGAAGUAGUACUUACCCUGGUACGAGUGAUACGACCCAUGGAGGGAGUAGUAGUGGUGCUGGUAGCUAUGGGGAUAGGAGUGCUGGUCAUGGGAGUAUUAAUACUAGUAGUUGUGGGAGUAGUUGUGGGAGUAGUUGUGGGAGUAGUAGUGGAGGAGGAAGUAGUAGUGGAGGGGGCAGCAGUUGUGGAGGAGGGGAUGGGUGUGGGAGCAACUGA